This is a messenger RNA of Rhodamnia argentea, 1204 nucleotides long. Its product is annotated as fe(2+) transport protein 1-like. Gene Ontology annotation, biological process: zinc ion transmembrane transport. Gene Ontology annotation, cellular component: plasma membrane. Gene Ontology annotation, molecular function: zinc ion transmembrane transporter activity. The coding region runs from base 1 to 1104 and encodes 367 amino acids. The transcript is spliced from 3 exons. The record is from RefSeq and is a predicted model, not a curated record. Lineage: Eukaryota; Viridiplantae; Streptophyta; Magnoliopsida; Myrtales; Myrtaceae.
AUGUCCACUCCACUCCUCAAGCCCACCCCCAUCGUCCUCCUCCUCCUCCACCUCACCUUCUCCCUCCUUAUCCCGCCGGCGCUCUCCGUCGUGCCCGAAGAGUGCACCGCCGAGUCCGGCAGCUGCUUCGACAAGGCCAAGGCCCUCCCCCUCAAGAUCAUUGCCAUCGUCUCCAUCCUCGUCACGAGUUUGAUCGGUGUCUGCUCCCCGCUGUUCACCCGCUCGGUCCCGGCCCUCCACCCCGACCGCGACCUCUUCGUCAUCGUCAAGUGCUUCGCAGCGGGCAUCAUCCUCGCCACUGGGUUCAUGCACGUGCUGCCCGACUCCUUCGACAUGCUGUCCUCGCAGUGCUUGAAGGAGAACCCUUGGCACAAGUUCCCGUUCACCGGGUUCGUCGCCAUGCUGAGCGCCCUCGUGACACUGAUGGUCGACUCGAUGGCGACGAGUGUGUACAGCAGGAAGCACAACGUCGGCAUCAUACCCGAAAGCGAGCGCCACGAUGUCCAUCAGGAGAUGGGUGUGGUGACCGCGGCACAUUUGCAUAGCCACGGCCACGGCCAUGGCCACCGCCACCAUGGAGUGGCGGCAGCUGCGGCGAAGGUGGAGCCCACGAGUUCUCAGCUGCUUCGGUACAGGGUUGUUGCAAUGGUGCUGGAGCUAGGAAUAGUGGUACACUCAGUGGUGAUAGGGCUGGGAUUGGGAGCCUCGAGCAAUGUUUGCACCAUCAAGGGCCUUGUGGCUGCUCUUUGCUUCCAUCAAAUGUUUGAAGGCAUGGGUCUUGGCGGCUGCAUUCUUCAGGCAGAGUACAAGUGGUUGAAGAAGCUGGUGAUGGUGUUCUUCUUUGCGGCGACGACCCCGUUCGGGAUUGCGAUAGGGAUCGCGCUGUCGAGCACGUACCGGGAGAACAGCCCGAGCUCGCUCAUCACGGUCGGCCUGCUCAACGCGUCGUCAGCGGGGCUCCUGAUCUACAUGGCCCUGGUCGACCUCCUCGCCGCUGACUUCAUGGGGCCGAAGCUGCAGCACAGCAUCAAGCUCCAGAUCAAGUCCUGUGCGGCUGUGCUCCUGGGUGCUGGUGGCAUGUCUCUCAUGGCCAAAUGGGCUUGAGUUUAUACUGAUUUUCCUCAACGACAAAAUAUGUAACUUGGACGGAUUUUUCCGCCUUCUUUUCGCUUUUUGGUUUAUGCUUCUUGCUACAUGUGUGUUU